Glycine soja is the source of this 2090-nucleotide messenger RNA. RefSeq names its product 5' exonuclease Apollo-like. The transcript has 3 exons. Gene Ontology annotation, biological process: interstrand cross-link repair; protection from non-homologous end joining at telomere; double-strand break repair via nonhomologous end joining. The record is from RefSeq and is a predicted model, not a curated record. Bases 97 to 1758 code for a protein of 553 amino acids. Gene Ontology annotation, molecular function: 5'-3' DNA exonuclease activity; damaged DNA binding. NCBI's taxonomy places the organism in Eukaryota, Viridiplantae, Streptophyta, Magnoliopsida, Fabales, Fabaceae.
UUCAGGGUGAAGAUUCCGCGGGAAGCCUCCCGAUAUGGAACAAAGCCCUCUUCUUGCUCCGAAAUCACGUUUAGGUAAAGAGUGAGAGAAGAGAAGAUGCCGAUCGAAAUGCCCAAGGGAUUGCCCUUCUCGGUGGACACAUGGACUCCUUCGUCGUCCAAGAGGCACUGUUUCCUCACGCACGCUCACAAAGACCAUUCCUCUUCCAUCACUUCCCACUCUUCAUACCCAAUUUACUCUACCAAUCUCACCAAAACCAUUCUCCUUCAACAAUAUCCACAGCUAGAUGCUUCCUUGUUUCUCAACAUAGAGCUUGGUCAAUCCUUGGUCAUCCAUGACCCCGCCGCCGCCCCAUUCACCGUCUCCGCUUUUGACGCCAAUCACUGCCCCGGGGCGGUGAUGUUCUUGUUUGAAGGCAAAUUUGGUAAUAUUCUGCACACGGGAGAUUGCAGGCUCACUCCUGAGUGUUUGCUCAACUUACCUGACAAGUAUGUUGGGAGGAAAGGGAAAGAGCCUCGCUGCCCUCUUGAUUGUGUUUUCUUAGACUGCACUUUUGGCAAUUUCUCUCAGGGGAUGCCUAGCAAACAUUCUGCUAUUCAACAGGUUAUUAAUUGUAUAUGGAAGCAUCCUGAUGCACAGACAGUGUAUCUAACCUGCAACAUGCUCGGUCAGGAAGAGAUCCUUGUUAAUGUGUCCGAAACAUUUGGGGCCAAGAUAUACGUUGAUAAAGCCAAGUAUUCAGAAUGUUUUGAGAAUCUAGCACUUACUGUGCCUGAAAUCCUCUGCGAAGAUCCAGCUUCUCGUUUCCACUUGUUUGAUGGAUCUCGAAAUCUAUAUGAAAGAGCUAAAGCAAAGCAGGUUGAGGCCAAAGAAACUCUCCAACCCGAGCCUCUCAUUGUGCGCCCUUCUGCACAGUGGUAUGCUUGUGAAGAAAAGUUCUCAGAUAUUGAUAACACUAGAAAGAAGAGGAUGGACGAAGCAGUUAAGGAUCAGUUUGGUGUCUGGCAUGUUUGUUACUCAAUGCACUCAUCCAAGGAAGAAUUGGAAUGGACACUUCAACUUCUUGCACCUAGGUGGGUUGUUUCAACAACCCCCAGCUGCAGGGCUAUGAAACUGGAUUAUGUAAAGAAACACUUAUUUAACUCUAAAGGAGCUCUCAACAACUCUAUGUGGAAGCUUCUGGAUAUGACUCCGGAAACUUCUGAUCAUGUUGAUACGUCAGAAAAAUCUGUGAGCUGUAAUCUUGUUCUUGAAGAAACCCCUCAGCCUUGUGCACAAUCUAAUGUGCUAACUAAAUCACCUGUCAAACAGUUCACUGAGGCUAAAACACUAAAAGCACUGCUUCUUCAUGACAAAAGCUUGCCUAUCACGUUAUUUGGAAGAGCAAGGUUCACUCUCCAAGAUAGUGGCUUUUCACGAGUAGGAUGUAACACAUUGCCCGUUAAUGUCCUUACCCAAACAGUUUCAAACGAUGCACGACAAGAAUUCUUGAAAGAUGCUGAGGAUGCUGAAGUGAAGGAGAGGUCACCAGAAAAAAAGAAUGAUUUACAUCAAGUGGAGAAGAAUCAGCAAACUGAGGUUCAGGAGGACACAAGAGUUCAUAAGGGUGCCUCUUAUCUAAAUAUCGGAUCUUCAGGCUUGAGUGGAACUGUGAGAAAGUUGUACGGGUCAAUGAAUGUUCCUGUGCCUCAACCUCUUCCCUCCUUAAGGGAUCUUAUAAAUUCCAGAAAACGUGUCAAGAGGGGAAUUAAAUAUUAAUCUUGCUUUUAUUCAGUUAUCUUCCAUUUAUCAUGCUUGGAGAUGUUCAUGCACAUAUGAUUCUUAAGAUUUUACAAGAAUUUUGCCUUGCUCUUUCCCGAACCACCAUCUAUGUCACGAGUGCUUGACAAGAAGCAGGAAGGUGGAAGGGAAUAAUCUGCAGGAUUGUGCAAGUGUUGUCAAAUCUGUUUCAAUACUGUUAUAGUUAUUCUCUUUGAAUAAGAGACGCUUCACUGUCAUUAUGGCAAUUCAAACAUUAUUUUUAAAGUUUUAGCUGACAAGGAGCAGCAGAAGUCAGCAGAACUCAGUAUAUAGUGAAGAGAUUCAUUCAA